AUAUGUUUAUUUUAAAAUUGGAUAAAAGAUGACACGGACUUGACCUUGAAAAUUAAUUACCGAGAAGAAAAUGCUAAAAGUGCACGUAUAAACUGAAACAGGUUUGGUCAAAAAUACAAUGAACCUGUUUACACUGAAAGCCAUCGGGCAGCCGGUUAACUUUCGCUUUCGAUUUCGAUCUGAGCAUUUUGGGUUAAUCAGUCAGUUGAUCAUCAGCUUGCUGCCGAGAAUCUUGACUCUUGUUUCGCUGAACAAAGUUCUACCUACUUUUGAUAUUUUUGUGCAAUUUUCUUCUCAAUAGUCAAGAUCAUUUAAUUAACACUCGAAUUAAAUCUGCAAAAGAUACUAAAAACAAGCGAAAUAAUCAUAAUUUGGAUAUAUAAUUUGAUCGUCGCGAGUGAGUUUCAAACUUGUUUCCCUGAAUCUAUACCAUGAUUGUCACACCAAAGUGGCUCCAGCUCCAACUGGUUUUAUCCGUCUGGUACAUAAUACACCAGCUCAAACAGAUCGUCCUUCGGUUCUGGCCCUUUCUCGAGCGCCCAAUUGUGAAAGUGAGCCAGGGAAGUGUUCAGGGCGUAACGGCCAAACUGCCCGAUGGCGAGCGAUACCACUACUUCAAGAGCAUUCCUUACAGCAAACCCCCGGUCGGAGAGUUGAGAUUCCGGCCACCGGUUCCGUUGGAGCGAUUCGAGCGACCCAUCCUCAACUGCAGCUACGAAAGACCGGAUUUUAUUCACUAUCAAGCUCCGCUGGAAAAGUUUAUCUUUGGAACGGAGUCGUCCCUUCAUUUGAGCGUCUUCACACCAGGCUUGCCAUCGGAAGGUCCUUCCAGAUAUCCGGUUAUUGUGUUCCUCCCGAGUGGUGGUUUCCGAGCUUGUACCAACAGUACCUUUAUCUUCGAUCCGGAACCGAUAGUUCUGGAGGGAGUGGUCGUGGUCACAGUCGGUUAUCGUGUUGGUCCGUUGGGAUUCCUCUGUCUACCGGAUGCUGGUAUCAGCGGAAACGCUGGACUUAAAGAUCAACGGCUUGCGUUGAAGUGGGUGCAUGAGAAUAUUGGCCAGUUUGGGGGAGAUGAGAAGAACGUGACCUUGAUGGGCUUAAGUGCUGGCGCGUGGUCUGCUUAUCUACACUAUCUGGCUCCGAAUUCGAGAAAGUACUUCCAUAGAAUCAUUUGCCAAAGUGGGGACGCCUGUACGGAAUCGGUGUUUCAGCUCGACCCGGAAGAAAAGGCUAGAAAGUUGGCGAAGCUUCUGGGCUGUCAAGGAGGCACAGAUCGUGAAGUUCUAGAAACGCUCAUGAAGGCCCCAGCGAGACUGUUGACGAAGCUUCAAAUGAAGAUCUGUAGUCCCGGGGAGACCAGCUGCCCAAUGAGGUUCACCUUUCGACCGGUCAUCGAACGUGAACAAACCGCGGACAGCAUCAUUUGCCAACCGCCGGAGCAGAUUCUCAAAUCGUACGACACUCUGAAGAUGCCGAUCAUGUCCAACCUGUGCAGCGCCGAAGGAAUGCUGGGAAUUAUGAUGAGCCGGGAUCGACUGGACAAGUACAACCAGGAGGAAUGGCUGGUUCCGCAGUUUUUGGGCCACUCGGAAAAGAUGGAUCGUCAAAGUGUAGGAAAAGAGGUCAAGCAGUUCUACUUUGGUGACCGGAAGGUUGGCCAAAAUUGUCUCUCAGAAUUGUGUGACUUCAUGACGGAUUGUACCUUCGCCGUAACAUCCAACCUGAGCGCCGAAUGGAUCGCGCGAUAUCAACCGAAUGUAGAGCACUACCACAGCUUCUUCUCGUACAAUGGCCGUUUGAACUAUGCGAAAGCAGUUCUGAAUGUAGACGUUGAGGCAGCGAGUCACGGUGACGAUCUUUACUAUCUAUUCAGUGCCCCCUUCGUCAAAAAGUUACCGAAAGACAGCGACGAGUACAAAAUGCGUGAGAUUGUAGUGAAAGCCGUUACCAACUUUGCCAAGUGUGGCAAUCCUACGCCGGACGAGAGUCUGUUGGGAUUCCGGUGGAGGCCGGUGGCGCCAACGGCGCCAAACACGACCAAGUUCGAUUUGGAUUGCUUGGAGGUAAACUUACCGCCUCGAAUGAUCCGUAAUCCCAACCAGGAACGGAAGGAGUUUUGGCGGAAGAUGAUUCGGGAGAAUACCAAUCUACUCACAAACCCGACGUUCCGACGCAAUGGGUCCCACAGUGGAGGCUUGUUGCUCCGUGAUUCACCUGCUCAAGAGUUCCUGGAUCCGCGCACCGAGGCGUCGUGCUGUAGAGUUCAACCUAGUACCAUGACUCUCAAGUGGGCUAAGCUACAGCUGGUCGUAAUUCUGUGGUACGCCUGGCAUCAGCUUAAGCAGAUCCUGCUCCGAUUUUGGCCCUUUCUCGAGCGUCCCAUAGUGGAAGUACGCCAGGGUGGAGUUCAGGGCGUAACGUCCAAACUGCCCAAUGGCGAGCGUUAUCACUACUUCAAGUGCAUUCCGUACUGCAAAGCUCCGGUCGGGGAGUUGAGAUUUCGGCCACCGGUUCCGUUGGAGAAGUUUGAGCAACCCGUCUUGGACUGUAGUUACGAACGAGAUGAUUUUGUUCAGGUGCAGGGACCUCACGACCUGCGCGUGAUUGGGGUUGAGUCGUCACUUCAUCUGAGCGUCUUCACGCCGGGAUUGCCACCGGAAGGUGCCUCCAAGUAUCCCGUGAUUGUGUACAUCCCUGGUGGAGGACUACGAGCGUGUACCAACAGUACUUUCAUCUACGAUCCGGUUCACAUCGUCCAGCAGGGAGUGGUCGUGGUCACUGUGGCGUACCGCGUUGGACCGUUGGGAUUCCUCUGUCUACCGGGUGCUGGUAUUAGUGGGAACGCUGGACUCAAAGAUCAACGGCUUGCACUGAAGUGGGUUCAUGAGAACAUCUCCAAGUUCAGGGGGGAUAUCGAGAACGUAACUUUGAUGGGUCAAAGUGCCGGCGCGUGGUCAGCUUAUCUGCACUACCUUUCUCCGAAUUCCAGAAAGUACUUCCACCGGGCGAUUUUCCAAAGUGGGGACGCCUGUACGGAAUCGGUGUUUCAGCUCGACCCGGAAGAAAAGGCUAGAAAGUUGGCGAAGCUUCUGGGCUGCCGAGGCAGCUCGGAUCGCGAGGUUCUGAACACCCUCAUGAAAGCGCCUGCCGCGGCGCUAACUCAAGCUCAACUCAAGAUCUGCAGCCCCGGUGAGGAGUCCUGCCCGAUGAGGUACGCCUUCCGGCCGGUCAUCGAGCGCGAACUCACCGCGGACAGCAUCAUUUGCCAACCGCCGGAGCAGAUUCUUAAAUCGUACGACACACUCCGAAUGCCAAUCAUGUCCAGCUUGUGCAGCGCCGAAGGUUUGCUUGGAGUUAAGCUGAGCCGGAAUCGACUCCACAAGUACAACCAGGAAGAAUUGCUGGUGCCGCAGUUUUUGGGCUGCUCGGAAAAGUUGGAUCGUCAGGGAGUGGGGAAAAAGGUUCGGCAGUUCUACUUUGGUGAUCGGAAAGUUGGCCAGAACACGCUAAACGCGUUUUGUGACUACGCUUCAGACUACACCUUUGUCGUAACGUCCCAGCUGAGCGCCGAAUGGAUCGCUCGAUAUCAACCGAAUGUAGAGCACUUCCACAGCUACUUUUCGUACGACGGUCGUAUGAACUAUGUGAAAGCCAUUAUGGGGGUGGACAUCCCGGGAGCGAGUCACAGUGAUGAUCUUUACUAUCUUUUUAGUGCUCCUUUCGUUAAACCGUUGCCAGAAGACUGUAACGAGUACAAAAUACGUGAGAUUGAAUUGAAAACCGUAACUAAUUUUGCCAAAUACGGGAAUCCAACGCCAGACGAGAGUCUGUUAGGAUUCCGGUGGACACCGGUUUCGACGGUGCCAAGUGAUGCCACAGAACCGUUUGAUUUGGACUGUUUGGAGGUGAAUUGGCCGCCGCGGAUGAUCCGGAAUCCAAAUCCGGACCGAAUGGAGUUUUGGAGGAAAAUUAUUUUAGAGAAUACAAAUUUGCUAUAAAUUUGUUAAAAUUAAGGGGAAAUUAAAACAGA
This is a messenger RNA of Culex pipiens pallens (northern house mosquito), 4030 nucleotides long. RefSeq lists its product as uncharacterized. NCBI's taxonomy places the organism in Eukaryota, Metazoa, Arthropoda, Insecta, Diptera, Culicidae. The transcript has 9 exons. Bases 432 to 3998 code for a protein of 1188 amino acids. The record is from RefSeq and is a predicted model, not a curated record.